CCUCCUCCAGCCCCUGCGCCCUGCAUUGCCAGGACAAAGGUUAUGGGGUGCUGCGCUAUGCAGUAUGUGUCCAAGUGGAACCCGAGGACCCAGUGUGUCUAUGGAGGAAGAUGUAUCCUGACCUCCAAGCAAGAGGUGCCUGGGAAGAACUUUGCUGAAACAUUGCCUGUGGAAGUGAGCUUGAAGAUCUUCAGCAAACUGGAUGUGCAGAGCCUGUGUGUCGCUGCCAUGACCUGCAAACUGUGGCGUGGCAUCAUCAAUAGUAGUGACCACCUGUGGAGGAGCCACUGCUUGACAGUGCGAGCGAUCUGUCAGAGGGAGAUAGACAGAGACAGGGGCAGUGGCUAUUCUUGGAAGGUUACCCUCGUGCGGAAUUACCAUAAAGGCUGUGUGAAGAAACAAUGGCUCUGUGGACGAUAUAGCAACAUCAGGUGUGCAGAAGAGCUCCUGGACAGGAGCAUGUGCGACCUGGAUGCAGAAACUUGGGGGGAAAUUCUGGAAGCAGAGAUGGAAAGAUAAUGUAAACGUUUCAAUGGAUGCACGGCACAAAUAAUGCCGAAGGAUCUACUGGAAG
Molecule: messenger RNA, 574 nt
Organism: Scleropages formosus (Asian bonytongue)
Lineage: Eukaryota; Metazoa; Chordata; Actinopteri; Osteoglossiformes; Osteoglossidae
Gene: fbxo48
Product: F-box protein 48
Exons: 3
Coding region: 43-519 (158 amino acids)
Biological process (GO): SCF-dependent proteasomal ubiquitin-dependent protein catabolic process
Cellular component (GO): cytoplasm; SCF ubiquitin ligase complex
Molecular function (GO): protein binding
Source: RefSeq, a predicted model, not a curated record